AUGUCCAAUAAUAUUGUUUCCGCUAUGAUCACCGAAUCUGUUGUAGAUAAUCAGCAGAUCAAAAAUGAGCCAGUUAAUACCACUUCAGUAGAUGAAGGGGAAGCAGCUGUUAUUGAGAAGGGUACUGAUACUAUUGCUACUCCUGUCACUACUACUGAAGAGCAAGCCUCUAAGGUUGAAGAAACAACUGAAACUAAGCUUCUUUCUAAACGUCGUACUAUCUUUAACCCUUUUGGCAAAUCAAAAAAAGAUGAACAAGUAAAUGAAACCGAGCUUAGUACAGAAGAAGCUGAAAAAUCUCCUACUAAAAAGGCAUCAAAAGGAUUUGGUAAUUUCUUUACCAGAUCAAAGUCUUCACAUAAGGUAGAUGAGAAUAUAGCUGCUGCUACAGGAACCAAUGAAGACACUAUCGUUUCUACAGAAUUGCUCCAAAACGAACAACUUCAAUGUACUGAGGCAGACACUAAUAUUGAAGAAACUGAUAAUAUUGAUAAGAAGGAAUCUACGAAUAAAGAAGCUGUAAAUGAAGUCUCAGAAAAUGUACAAACAGAAGCUAUGACAGAAGUUGAACAAGUUCAUCCUAUAGCUAUUAAGCGUCAAUCUUUUAUCAGUAAAUUAUUCGGCAAGAAAAAGCAAGAGACUACACGGGAAACUGAACCAGAGGAGGAUAAUAUGCACGAAGAUCCCGUUGCCGAUUCUUCUGAAGUACAUGAAGAAUCUAAUACAGAUAAAGCUGCCUCACGUCCUACUUCUCCUCUUGGCCGAUUGACAGAGUUAUUUUCAUCCAAGAAGAAUCAUAAAAAGGUUAAUAAAGCAACUAAUAAUGACUCAGAACAAGCCACAGAAGAGGCUGCAGCUAAUACAGCUGAAGAAGAAAAAAUCGAAAAAGAGAGUGAUAAUGAAGAUACUAUCAUUACUACAGAUGCUGUAACCAAUUCUUCUUCAUCCCCUGCAGCUAUUCUUGCAACUGCAUAA
This is a messenger RNA of Cokeromyces recurvatus, 975 nucleotides long. RefSeq lists its product as uncharacterized. Bases 1 to 975 code for a protein of 324 amino acids. The transcript has 3 exons. The record is from RefSeq and is a predicted model, not a curated record. Lineage: Eukaryota; Fungi; Mucoromycota; Mucoromycetes; Mucorales; Mucoraceae.